Molecule: messenger RNA, 588 nt
Organism: Dibothriocephalus latus
Lineage: Eukaryota; Metazoa; Platyhelminthes; Cestoda; Diphyllobothriidea; Diphyllobothriidae
Source: the annotation of a GenBank genome assembly
AUGCAAGGCCUACCCACCUCGGCCGAGUCGCUUUGCAUUGCAGAGAUGGGCACCAGUGAGACCGAUGGAGACAAAUCUGUACAGACGGGAGGCAUCCUCUACCUCAACAUUGGUCUUAAUAACGGUGUGCUUUUGCGCGUCGUUUUGGAUCCUGUGACUGGCGAGCUCUCCGACACUCGCACUCGCUACCUCGGCACCAGUCCUGUCAAGCUUUUCCGUAUCGCUAUGCAAGGUGGCGAGGCAGUGUUGGCUGUUUCCAGUCGCUCAUGGCUCAGUUACACCUACCAGAGCCGAUUCCAUCUAAUCCCGCUCUCCUACGAAACUCUUGAAUACGCCUCGGGUUUCUCGUCUGAACAAUGUCCGGAGGGCGUGGUUGCGAUUUGUGAAAAUUCCCUACGUAUCCUGGCCCUGGAGAAGUUGGGUGCCGUCUUCAAUCAGACCAGUGCAGCCCUGCAGUACACGCCGCGCAAGUUCGUCUUUCACCCAGAGUCUAACAAUGCCUUCAUUAUUGAGACCGACCACAACGCCUACACGGACGACCUAAAGGCCGAGCGACGAAAAGAAAUGGCGGAGGUGAGUACGGCAUAG